This is a messenger RNA of Musca vetustissima, 240 nucleotides long. Its product is annotated as sarcotoxin-1B-like. Lineage: Eukaryota; Metazoa; Arthropoda; Insecta; Diptera; Muscidae. The record is from RefSeq and is a predicted model, not a curated record. The transcript is spliced from 2 exons. Gene Ontology annotation, biological process: defense response to Gram-negative bacterium; antibacterial humoral response; defense response to Gram-positive bacterium. Gene Ontology annotation, cellular component: extracellular region. The coding region runs from base 20 to 214 and encodes 64 amino acids.
UAAUUAAAAACAAAUCAAAAUGAACUUUACUAAAUUAUUUGUCUUUGUUGCCUUUGUUUUGGCUGUCUUUGUUGGUCAGAGUGAAGCAGGAUGGUUGAAAAAGAUUGGCAAGAAAAUUGAACGUGUUGGACAACAUACCCGUGAUGCUACCAUUCAAACUAUUGGCAUUGCCCAGCAGGCAGCAAAUGUGGCUGCAACAUUGAAGGGGAAAUGAAACAUUUUUUAGUAAUAUAAGAAACA